Mastomys coucha (southern multimammate mouse) is the source of this 3969-nucleotide messenger RNA. It is a transcript of the gene Frrs1, whose product is annotated as ferric chelate reductase 1. Lineage: Eukaryota; Metazoa; Chordata; Mammalia; Rodentia; Muridae. The record is from RefSeq and is a predicted model, not a curated record. The transcript is spliced from 17 exons. Gene Ontology annotation, molecular function: oxidoreductase activity, acting on metal ions. The coding region runs from base 349 to 2130 and encodes 593 amino acids.
UCCCCCAUAAUGUCUAAGGUCAAAGGGAAAUUUUCAACUAGCUAAUGUGCUAUCUGGAAUUUCUCCUAACACAAGCUAAACUUUAAACUUUCAGUUCAGUUGCAUUUUUCCUCCCCUGAUCUAAAAGGAAGAAAGGAACGUGGACCGACCCUUUUAUACUAGGCUAACACCAAGGUUGUACAUGAUGGAAGAAGAGAACUGACUUCUGCAAGUUGUCCGAUGACCUCUACAGCAUGCGGAGGCAUGUAACCCCCACCCCAAAUGCAACUUAGAAAUUAGAGGACCAAUUUAAACACAGAAAUACCUUAUGGUUUAAUAUGGUGACGUGUUCUUACUCUUCACGUGGAGAUGGCGGCUCCCCAGUUCACCCAGUUCAGCUUCUUCAUGGUUGCCUUGCUCAUUUGCUCUGUGACUGCUUAUCCCAGUGGAAAAGUACCAAUGUCCUGUGGUGGGAUGAUCCCCCAACAUAACCACAGCCCACAAUCUGAGCCUAUUCACCAAAUCACAGUGAGUCAGAGGACAUUCAAACCUGGAGACCAGAUCAAAGUUACUUUAUCAGGACCAGAAUUUAGAGGUUUUCUUCUAGAAGCUCGUGAUGCUGAGGAUUUGAGCGGCCCUCCUAUUGGCUCCUUCACUCUGAUUGACAGUGAAGAGUCACAGCUUCUGACCUGUGACGAUGUACAGGGAUUAGCUGUGAGCCAUACAAGGUCGUCCAAGAAGACAGAAAUUAAAGUCUACUGGAAUGCACCAAGCAGCGCCCCACAUCACAUACGAUUUCUAGCCACGGUGGUUCAGAAAUAUAAAAUCUACUGGGUGAAGAUUCCUAGUCCUGUAAUUUCCCAACCAAAUGCUCCUCCCUUUACGACACCUACAGCUACAACACAGCCUUUGACAACGCCACCUUCUGUCUCGCACUUAACCAAAUCGUUCAGUGCCUCCGAGUGUGGGACCAAGAAGUUCUGUGUCAGGAGCCCUUUGAACUGUGAUCCAGAGAAUGAGCCUGCUUGUGCCUUUCUGUCCUUUACCAGAGAUAACCAAUCGGUGAUGGUUGAAAUGAGCGGACCCAGUGACGGCUAUGUGUCGUUUGCAUUUUCUCAUGACCAAUGGAUGGGUGACGAUGACGCUUACUUGUGCAUCCACGAGGAUCAGACAGUGUAUAUACAGCCUUCCUAUUUGACAGGGAGAAGUUAUCCUGUGAUGGACUCCAGGGGGUCUCUCGAGGAUAUGGCCUGGAGGCUGGCAGACGGCAUCAUACAGUGUUCAUUCAGAAGAAACAUCACCCUUCCCGAGGUUAAGAACAGAUUUGUGCUGAAUGAAAGCUACUACAUAUUCUUUGCGGAAGGCCCAGCUCACGACGGCCGAAUUUUUAGGCACCCUCGGCAACCUUUGGUAACAUCCGAAAAGUAUGACGUGACAGGCACUCCAAAGAAUGUAGGAGGAUCCCGCUCUUCACCCCUUUUGAAGGCUCAUGGUGCCUUAAUGUUUGUGGCCUGGAUGACCACGGUCAGCAUAGGAGUCCUGGUUGCCAGGUUCUUCAGAUCUGUUUGGUCAAAAGCUUUCUUCCUCAGGGAGGCAGCUUGGUUUCAGGUGCAUCGAAUGCUCAUGGUUGCCACCUCUGUGCUCACCUGCAUUGCUUUCGUCUUGCCUUUUGUGUACCGAGGAGGCUGGAGUCGGCGGGCAGGCUACCACCCAUACCUCGGUUGUACAGUGAUGACCUUAGCUGUCCUUCAACCUUUGAUGGCAACCUUCAGGCCACCUUUACACGACCCAAGGAGGCAAGUAUUUAACUGGACUCACUGGAGUGUGGGGACAGCCGCUAGAAUAAUAGCAGUGGCAGCGAUGUUCCUAGGAAUGGAUUUGCCGGGACUGACUCUUCCCAGUCCACAAAGGACCUAUGCAAUGAUGGGGUUUGUGGUUUGGCACAUCGGGACUGAGAUCAUUCUGGAGAUCCAUGCUUACCGGCUCUCUAGAAAAGUUGAGAUACUGGACGACGAUAGAAUUCAGAUCCUUCAGUCACUAACUGUGGCUGAAGCAGAGGGUCAUGUUUUUAAGAAGGUGGUGCUGGCGGUUUACAUAUGUGGGAACGUGACUUUUCUCAUGAUAUUCUUAUCUGCAAUCAACCAAAUAUGAGCAUGAAAAGACUUUUAUUUUAUUUUAUUUUAUUUUUUAUUUUAUUUUUUUUUUUGUGGGCCUGGGUCAUGAUGAUCAUCAAUGAUGAUCAGAAGAGACCUGAAGCUUGUGCUGACUGCCUGGAGCACAUACUAAUUCAGAAGACCCAGGGGCGUCACUCUAGAGGAAUUCUGAAGUCUGGUUUCUCUAGCUCACAUUCAAGUGGGCCAAAUAACUUGUGCACUGAUGUCAAUCAAGCCUUUAUGUGUAACUCUGCAUCCCGACGGGAACAUUAUGUACCUGAGAUGACAUGACUCUCAACAUCUCAUGCCAGAUUUAAAACAGUCAACUGGAAUGGAUAAUGAAUGAAGACAAUUAUCUUAGGCAAAGAGUAAAUAGGGAAUGUAUCUUUGGGAAUGAGACAGGUUUUGUGUAGCCCGGGCUGGCCUCUAACUGGCUGUAUAACCAAAGAUAACCCCGAACCUCUGAUCUUCCUGCCUCUGUUUUCUGGGUGGUGGGAUUACAUGUGUGCACCACUGUGUCUGGUUUCAAGGGGACUGUAAUUUCUACAACGACUGUAAUUUCCAUGACAACGUUGCUGUGGUACUUUAAGGGAUACAUUUAUAUUGACUAGUUUAUUUAAGAGAUUUUAUCUUGGAGUUUAAAAAAAGAUUUACUACAUUUUGUUUUUAUGCAUACACACAUACACACACACACAUAUUCAUUCAUGGAGCUGAAAUGACAUCUUAUGUCCUGUUUCAGCCAUGAGAUCAGUCCUUACAGGAGCUAGAGAACAAAGCUGUGAGUUUCACAGUUGCUAAACCUCACUCUUGUGAAUGGAUCCAGCAAGUGUUCUUAUCUCUUGAAGAUAAACUAACAUGGAUGGAUUCCUUUAGAAGACAUCCCCGGUGCUCUAGUCACUUAGCAUAGGUGGUGUAUUUCCUCCUAGUAGGUCAUUUUUUAUCUUAAAGUUUGCUAUGAGGACUUACAGCCAGUGGGUGGUGCUGUAAUACCAGAGGACUCAUUUGUUCUGUUCCCAUCAAGUGUUUUUAAUUAUGGGCCUAUUUCCUUACACCCUACAGUUCUGGAUCUCUUUCUUUCUUUCUUUCUUUCUUUCUUUCUUUCUUUCUUUCUUUCUUUCUUUCUUUCUCCCUUUCUUUCUUUCUUUUUGGGAUGGGGUAAUAGGUGCUAGAAACUUAACUUAAUAACUCGUGUUAUUACUUUCUGACUUAACUUUUAUUUGUUUUCUUUGAUUAUUUAUAAUGACUGUUUGAUAUUUUCUUUUAUAUUCUUCUAACCCUGUAGUAAAUGAAGAUACUUGUCUUAGGCAAAGAAAACAAGCAAAAUAAUUGAGAGGAUAAAUUUUAUCUUUUAGAUAUUCUUUUGGAUGAUGAUGUCAUUUCUGCUUGGCCCCAGAACCCUGUUUUUAUCUCUGAGUAAUGACCCCAGCUCCAUGUUUUUAUUUCUAACCAAUAAAGUGAAAAAUUUCUGGUUUUUCUCUGCAUAGAUCUUAGUUAAAAAUAGCUUAGGGUUCAGGUUGGAAUUUCUUGUGCUCAUGGUCAAUGAAUGCCACAUUACAGUUUAUACAUACUAUUGCUUGAGAAUGUCUUUAUUUCAAAAGAAAAAGGGCUGGAGAUGUAGCUCCGUCUAUGCCGUCUAUAGGUAUACUUGCUAGACUCUUGGUGCUGAGGCCAAUAUUAUAAUGUAUUUCUCAAGAGAGAUAUUUUUCAUUAGUUCUUUAAGAUGGAGGGGCACCCUCUCAGAGGAGAAGGGGAGGUGGGAUGAGAGGAAGAACCCUGUGAGGGAAGGAGGGGGCAGCAUUUGGGAUGUAAAUACAUAAAUAAAUUAAAUUAAAAAGAA